AAUUUCACACAGUUGAGAGGUUUCCGAGUGUCCCUGAACACACCAUACAUGGGUGCGUGCUCACUUAUUUAUUUUGCCGUUAGUUUCGCUCCUCGCCUUCACAUCACACGCAGAUCAGCGGGACUUAAAAACAUCAGAGGAAGAGAUGGCUGAGAAUGAUGUUGACAAUGAGCUUCUGGACUACGAGGAGGAUGAUGAGCCUCAGGGAGCACCUGAGAGUGGGACCCCAGCAAAUAAGAAGGAUGUGAAAGGGUCCUAUGUAUCUAUCCACAGCUCUGGCUUCAGAGAUUUUCUCCUCAAACCAGAGCUGCUUCGAGCCAUUGUCGACUGUGGUUUUGAGCAUCCCUCUGAAGUUCAACAUGAGUGUAUUCCUCAAGCCAUUUUGGGAAUGGACAUCCUGUGUCAGGCCAAGUCUGGUAUGGGGAAGACAGCAGUGUUUGUACUGGCCACACUGCAGCAGAUAGAACCUGUGGAUGGUCAGGUGUCCGUCCUUGUGAUGUGCCAUACACGAGAGUUGGCCUUCCAGAUCAGCAAGGAGUACGAACGCUUCUCAAAGUACAUGCCCACUGUCAAGGUGUCUGUGUUCUUCGGUGGCCUGGCUAUUAAAAAUGAUGAGGAUGUCCUGAAGAAGAACUGUCCUCACAUCGUCGUGGGAACCCCAGGGCGUACCCUAGCCCUCAUCCGCAACAAGACCCUCAGUGUGAAGAACAUAAAACACUUUGUGCUUGAUGAGUGUGAUAAGAUGCUGGAGCAGCUGGAUAUGAGGCGCGACGUCCAGGAAAUUUUCAGGCUGACACCUCACGAGAAGCAAGUUAUGAUGUUCAGUGCAACUCUCAGCAAGGAGAUUCGCCCCGUCUGCCGCAAAUUUAUGCAGGAUCCAAUGGAAGUUUUUGUAGAUGAUGAGACCAAGCUGACACUUCACGGCUUACAGCAGUAUUAUUGCAAGCUGAGAGACAGCGAGAAGAACCGAAAGCUGUUUGACCUACUUGAUGUGCUCGAGUUCAACCAGGUGGUGAUCUUUGUAAAGUCUGUGCAUCGCUGUGUGGCUCUGUCACAGCUGCUGGUGGAGCAGAAUUUCCCUGCCAUUGCCAUCCACAGGGGAAUGUCACAGGAGGCAAGGUUAUCCCGGUAUCAGCAGUUUAAAGACUUCCAGCGAAGGAUCUUGGUUGCAACUAACCUGUUUGGCCGAGGCAUGGACAUCGAGCGAGUCAACAUUGUCUUUAACUAUGACAUGCCAGAGGACUCUGACACUUACCUACACAGGGUGGCUCGUGCUGGCAGGUUUGGGACCAAAGGUCUGGCCAUCACCUUUGUGUCGGAUGAGACUGAUGCUAAGACACUGAAUGAGGUCCAAGACCGCUUUGAGGUCAAUGUUGCAGAGCUACCGGAGGAGAUUGAUAUUUCUUCUUACAUUGAACAGUCGAGAUGAGUCUGACCGAUGAAGAAUGGAGACAAAAAAAUUAAGCUCAAUAUUUUAUUUCAAAGUUCCCCUCCCUCCAUAUUUGUUUGCAAGGAUAAAUCAUUUAUUUUUUACAUUUUUGCAGGCGCUUGUUUUAGUGUUUUUUGCGUGUUAAAAACCAUGGCUAUUGUUUUGUUAAGAAAAAUAAAUUUUUAUACCUCA
Molecule: messenger RNA, 1621 nt
Organism: Solea solea (common sole)
Lineage: Eukaryota; Metazoa; Chordata; Actinopteri; Pleuronectiformes; Soleidae
Product: ATP-dependent RNA helicase DDX39A-like
Exons: 10
Coding region: 146-1429 (427 amino acids)
Biological process (GO): mRNA export from nucleus; mRNA splicing, via spliceosome
Molecular function (GO): RNA binding; ATP binding; RNA helicase activity
Source: RefSeq, a predicted model, not a curated record